Messenger RNA from Syngnathus typhle (broad-nosed pipefish), 4520 nucleotides. RefSeq names its product myotubularin related protein 10 (gene mtmr10). The record is from RefSeq and is a predicted model, not a curated record. The coding region runs from base 476 to 2851 and encodes 791 amino acids. NCBI's taxonomy places the organism in Eukaryota, Metazoa, Chordata, Actinopteri, Syngnathiformes, Syngnathidae. The transcript is spliced from 16 exons.
UCGCUGCUUAGUCUCCAAACAUGGCCGCUAAGCCGUUGACUGCAUCUUCUCCUGCGUUCGGCUGAAUUAGUCACACUUUGAGGAAGUCACUGGCAGCUCUGGACGUCGGUAACAGGUGGUUACGAAAAUGUAGACGCCCGUCGGAGGCCUCUUUAUUUUCCUAGCAAACUAAAGUUGUGAGAGUUUAUUAUUUUCAAACUUUUUAUGCUUUAUGCUAACGUGCGCGGCGAGCUAACGCAGACAUCCCAACAUUAACUUGGGGCAACUUUUUCUACAAAGCGGCAAGCCCGAAAUGGAGGAGUCUCGUUGUCCUUCGAAGACGUUUGUGUGAUUUUUUUCUAAGGACGCCUUGGGCUCGGCCUUGAGACGGACUUUGACUUAAAGGCUCAUUUGAUUUUUCUUUUAUUACCCUCCAGUGGACGCUAGCUAGUCAAAACGCCCAUUAAUAAGAACUUCGACAGGGCGGACAUAAACAAUGUUUUCUGUCAAACCCAUGAAACCUACCUUCAAGAGUUAUCUUCCUCCUGUGCAGAGUGAUGUGAAGAAGACCAUUGAGCCCCCUAUUAAAAAGUUGGAGCCCAAGCUACUUCCCGGGGAGAUUGUAGUGAACGAGGCAAACUUUGUGAGGAAAUGCAUCAGUGUUGAAAGCAGCCAAGAUGACCUGUGGGGGAAGUUGAUUUGUACCAACUUUAAGGUUUCCUUCAUCCCUCAAGAUGCCCCAUCCAAACCAACUGUUGCAGAGAUGAUGAAGCUGAAUCCAAUUGUUGUGGAUAGAGUCACACGUUCUGCUUCUUGUUCUGUCGCUCAGAAGUUCCAGCUGUCCCACCUGCUACUCGGAGAGCACGACAUCCCCCUGACAUGUUUAGAGCAUGUGGUAACAGUGAACGAUACAAAGGGGAAGAAGAAAGUUUUGGGCUCGAAUCAAAAGCUCAAGUUUAACCCCACUGAGCUCAUCCUUUACUGUAAAGACUUGCGAAUCAUAAGGUUCUGCUUUGACGAGGCCGGGCCUGAGAGUGCAAAAAAGGUUUGUCUCGCUAUUGCUCACUACUCCCAUCCAGCUGAUCUGCACCUGCUCUUCGGGUUUGAGUAUCAGGGAAGGCGGUACCAUGAAUCCAAAGCUGAGCGACUCAACACGCCUGUCCGGCGAGGAGGACUACAGACGCCUAUUUUUGAUCGGCGUUCUGAGUGGGAUCGAGAGAUCAAGAGAACAGGCGCUUCGGAGUGGAGAGUAUGCUCCAUAAACGAGCUUUACAACAUCUCCUCGAGUCUUCCAGAGUACAUUGUUGUCCCAGUUUCUCUAGCAGACCAGGAUCUUAAGCAGUACUCUAUAUUUUUAACUGGCAACCGGCUCCCGCUUUGGUGCUGGAAUCACCGUAAUGGAAGUGCUCUUGUGCGGAUGGCCAGUGUGUGUGACCCAGUGCAGCAGAGGAAGAUUGAGCAGAGGAUCAUCACCGCCAUUACCAAAAGUCAUCCACAAUGCAGUGAAGUCUUCAUUUCGGACCUGGACAAGUGUCUACCCAGCAUCCAGGACAUCCAGAGUUCUUUUGUCAAAAUCCGACAGAUCUGCGUCAUAGAUCCUUUUGAGGAAUCUGAGGAAAGGUGGCUUUCAUCCAUUGAAAACUCACGAUGGCUUGAGUAUGUCAGAGCCUUUCUCAAGCACGCAUCUGAGAUGGUGUACCACUUGGAUGGAAGGAAUGUUUCAGUCAUACUCCAAGAGGAAGAGGACCGUGACCUGAACUGCGUGGUGUCCUCUUUGGUGCAGCUCAUGGUGGAUCCUCACUAUCGCAGCCUUGUUGGAUUUCAGGGUUUGGUGCAGAAGGAGUGGGUGAUGGCAGGCCAUCGCUUCUUGGACAGAUGCAACCACUUAAAAAAGAAUGACAAAGAGGAGUCCCCGCUGUUCGUGCUGUUCCUGGACGGUGUUUGGCAAAUGAUGAACCAGUAUCCAGCUGCAUUUGAGUUUACAGAAGCUUAUCUGACCGUCUUAAGUGAUAGCAUGUGGAUCCCACUCUUCAGCACUUUCCUCUUCAGUUCUCCGAAACAACGUGCCCAGUACUUGAUGGACUUUGCAAGGAAUAAAGCCAUCCCUCAAGGGGAGGACCCCAUUGUGUACUUCCCUCCUGUGUGGGACUGGUCACAACAAUUCUCCGCCAAAGACCAAACCCUUUUUAACAACCCCAUGUAUGUUGGCAAGGGAGCUGCAUAUGUUCUCAAUGGGGAAGUGAAAAGCUUUAGGCGCACUAAGAAAUAUGGCUCCGCCUACCGAGGAGCCUCUGCGACGCUGCGUAAUGGACUGAAAGGCGGCGAAGACCCGCUCUCCCGACGAGGCUCCCUGGGGUCCGAGCUGAAAGCCGAAUUCUCACCCAUGAAAUAUGUGGUGGAGAGUCCGUCGGAGCGCUUCUUCAGGGAGUGGUUCUCUCGACCCGCUGACCAGCAGGGCCUCUUGCUCCCCCAGCUCACACCCUCCCACAUGGCCCUCUGGAAGCUCUACUUCCUCCGCUGGGUGCCGGAAGCCUGCAUUUCCAAAGGGGGUUCCAUCACUGCCUACCACAAGCUCUCUCAACUGGUGGACGAAAUUGAGAUCCUACAGAAUCACCUCAGGCAGUACAAGGCACCCACCCCAAGCGGCACGCCCCUCCCCAGCCCAAAAGGGCCCCCUGCUGAUCAAAGGCGGAUGUAUUUUCAGGCCGCUUCCCCAAAUGAUUCCCCUCCAGAAUUUCUCUCCUCUUCUUUUCCUUUCACCCCUGUAGGAAACCUGUGUCGCCGCAGUAUUCACGGAACCCCCAUCAGCAAGUUUCUAAAUGGGGCGAGGAUCUGGCUCUCCACAGAGACGCUCGCUAACGACUCCCUCUGAGAAUGUGCGGUUUUGUUUCAAUUGCUGUUACCACUCUUAACAAUGCAGAUGAUAACAAAACUAACUUCUGACUUUUUUUUGUAGAUCUUUAUAAGCUAAAAUUUGCAACAUUGAUGCUGCUUCAAAAUCUGAGGCGACAACUGGGAGAGCAUAAAAAAAUCGCUCCAUCAAUUAUACAAAUUAAUAAAUCGAGUACAUCCUCCUUGUUGGCCAGUGUCGUGCUACUGUGAUGUGCCCUCAUACUGUGAAAAAUACAAAAAGGUGUAUAUUAUUUUAUCCCACUUAAAUCUUUUAAAUUUGCCGAAGAUAACCGCUCUUGUUCGCCGAGCUUGCGUGAUCCAAAGACUGUACGGGAUUAACCCAUGGUAUCACGUCGUGAGAUUGGUAUUCAGGAGUCUCACAGUCCAGAUUUUAUUGCAGCAGCAAUGACUCAUUUGACCAACACUGAUUUCAAACUUAUUGUGUACCUUCCAGGAAAUAUGUUGACUAACACUUUACAUGGGAUGUUUUUUUCUAAAUCCUGGGCAACACACAAUAUAACACUACCGCCCUGCCCUGCUAAGUGUUGCAAACAAAAUGCAUAUAUGUGUGUUCAUAUAUUUCCUACAAAACAUUAAUACUGUUUGCUUCCAAAUUCUAGCACUUGUUUGGUGUUUGGCUGUGUUUAGCAAAUACUGUGGUGCGCUGAAAUUUCAAAUGACUUCAAUCUGUGGUAAAUGUAUAUAGUGCCUUUCAAUAUGAACUAAUAAGGUCUUAAACCAUUCCGCAUUUGUUCGUUUUCUAUACAAGGGCUCCCUCAUGUUUUGUAACUGCUGAACCAAAGACUGGAUGAUAAAAAUGAGUAACUGGUUCAGUUUUUUUUUUUUUUUAAUAAAUAGAAGCUAGUUGUGAAAAUAUUUUGAUCAGGGGUGUGGAACUUGCGGUGCAAGAGUAGUCUAAAGACAAAAUAAAACCUCAAUAAAAAGACAUUAAACCAAAAAUGCUCAUAAAUUUAAUAACUGAAAGGAUUUUUUUUCUCCCUUUCCUCCAUUCCUUUACUGUAGCCCUGGAAAGGACUUAAUACAAAUUCCAGUGGCCCCAGAUAGGAAGAAAUGCUACCCACCCCUGAUAUUAGAAAUUACUGACCCAUUUCACUUAAAUGUAAGAUUCCUUACCAAUAAGUAAUUGUCUAAGAUGUGUGGCGGCUGUUUGACUUACAAAAAUGCUAUUAAUUGCACAUUUUACCCAAUUUAUGGGUCAUUUUAGGGAGAUUGAACAUUAAGUUUGGCAAUUUUUCUUCAAUAGAAUUUAUAUGAGUUUGAAAUCUGAUAUUUUAAUGGUACUAAAUAAGUCUGAACUUAAUUUUGACUAUAUAUGGAGAGAUAUUUAUAUGAUUAUCAUCCUCUGCUGAUUCUAUGAUGACUGUUCUCUCUUGCACAGUUGGAUCUGCCAGCAGAUGUAUUUAUUCAUAUUAUGCAAAUUUUCUCUUGAGAUGUCUUGGCUACUUUUUGUCUCUUGUGCCUUUUGGGAAACCUUUGUAACAAUGCUCUUUAUAUAUCUCACUUGUCUAUUUGUGUUGGUUUCAAUGGCGCGUUAAACCUUUAACAGGUACUGCACUGAGAAAGGUUUCCUGGCAGAAAAGAGGGCUCAAAGUACCUGUAACUAAUCAAUACAUUGUAUUUUCAAAUGA